GGCGGGGAGAGCCAGUUGAUGCCAGGCUGUAGCUGCUGCAGGCAGUGAGGGACAGAGCCGCCCAGGAUAGGCUCUUACACCCGCUCGCAGCCCUCCUCACCCGUCCGGUGGGGCUUCCAGCAGGGGAUGUGCCGGCACCAGGCUCCGGGGAUCCCCGGUCUGCACCCAGGCGUGUGAAGCAGAUGGAGGUACCGGGGUCGGAAUGGGAAAGAUGAGCUGCCCCGGGGUCAGCGCCCUGCUGUUGCCCCUUCUGCACCUGGCACUGGGAUAUCUGACAGUCACCAUUGAGCCCCUUCCUCCGGUGGUGGUUGGAGACGCAGUGACUCUGAAAUGCAACUUCAGGACAGACGGGCGCAUGCGAGAAAUCGUGUGGUACCGGGUGACAGAUGGGGGAACCAUCAAACAGAAGAUCUUCACUUUUGAUGCUAUGUUCUCAACCAACUACUCUCACAUGGAGAAUUACCGCAAGAGGGAAGACCUGCUGUACCAGUCCACCGUGCGGCUUCCGGAGGUGCGGAUUUCAGACAACGGCCCCUACGAGUGCCACGUUGGGAUAUACGACAGGGCUACACGGGAGAAGGUGGUGCUGGCGUCUGACAACGUAUUCCUCAACGUCAUGUCUCCUCCCGUGUCCAUUGCGGUGAUUGCUGCAGAUACGCCGGCUCCGUUCAGCAGGUACCAGGCGCAGAACUUCACUCUAGUGUGUAUCGUGUGUGGAGGGAAGCCGGCUCCGCAGGUGUACUUCAAGAGAGACGGGGAGCUGAUCGAGGUUGUCCCUAUGAUGGACCCACCGCCGGCCGCUGCCGGCCUGAUGAACAUCCGAGGGUCGAGGAACAUUCUAAACCGAGACAUGGAUGAUACUAAAAUGCAGAAAUCACUUUUACUGUUGGACACUGAGGAGCGGGGACUAAGUUCCUUCACGGAGAACCCUUUCCGAACCCGCACGUCCGACCAGGGACCUAUGUCCAUCCCCGUGACAGAGACCAUUCCAGAGACAGUGGUCAGCCUGGAGUUCCCGCGUUGGGUUCACAGCACGGACCCCACUUAUUUCUUCCACCAAAUGCAUCUUCCAAUGAGUGAUGGAACUGUAGAGGUUCGAGCCAUGCUCACCUGGACCCUAAACCCACAGGUAGACAACGAGGCGCUGUUUAGCUGUGAGGUGAAGCACCCAGCCCUCACCAUGCCUAUGCAGGCUGAAGUCACACUAGCUGCUCCGAGAGGACCCAAAAUAACCAUGACGCCAACAAGAGCCCGCGUCGGCGACACAGUGCGGAUGGUGGUGCAGGAGUUUCAGAAUGAGGUUUUCCCGGAUUCCCUCUUUACAUGGACUCGGGUGGGCGGAAGACUUCUGGAUGGCAGCUCAGAGCAUGACGGGAAGGAGCUGGUACUGGAGAGGGUUCCCGCUGAGCUGAACGGCUCCAUGUACCGGUGCACCGCGCAGAACCCCCUCGGCUCCACAGACACACAUACCCGGUUGAUAGUAUUUGAAAACCCCAAUAUUCCGAGGGGAACAGAGGAUUCAAACGGUUCUGGACACAUGUACAGCCAUUCCAGACUUAUCUUGGUGCUCAUCCCUCUGACAGUGAUCCUGGAACUCACGUGAAAAUAGGAGGCUUGCCUAACGCCACAAAAGGACUCCACAACGCAUCACACUUACGUCAACCAGUUUUUAUUUUCUAUAAUAGCUCCAGUCUUGUUAUGGGUUGGUUUCUGUCUGUGUUUUAGCCUCCUUGAGCUGAUAAAUUAAAAACAAAAUCUUUCCUUCUC
Pseudophryne corroboree (corroboree frog) is the source of this 1767-nucleotide messenger RNA. RefSeq names its product immunoglobin superfamily member 21 (gene IGSF21). The transcript has 10 exons. Gene Ontology annotation, biological process: heterophilic cell-cell adhesion; homophilic cell-cell adhesion. Gene Ontology annotation, cellular component: adherens junction. The record is from RefSeq and is a predicted model, not a curated record. Lineage: Eukaryota; Metazoa; Chordata; Amphibia; Anura; Myobatrachidae. Bases 203 to 1603 code for a protein of 466 amino acids.